Messenger RNA from Brassica oleracea var. oleracea, 1873 nucleotides. Its product is annotated as serine/threonine protein phosphatase 2A 57 kDa regulatory subunit B' alpha isoform-like. Gene Ontology annotation, biological process: signal transduction. The coding region runs from base 270 to 1721 and encodes 483 amino acids. Gene Ontology annotation, molecular function: protein phosphatase regulator activity. Gene Ontology annotation, cellular component: protein phosphatase type 2A complex. Lineage: Eukaryota; Viridiplantae; Streptophyta; Magnoliopsida; Brassicales; Brassicaceae. The record is from RefSeq and is a predicted model, not a curated record. The transcript has 2 exons.
UGAUUUUGAAUAAACAAAAGAAAAAUAUUUGUUAUCUCUGUUUUUCGAUUAAAGAUCAUUUCUCUUUCGUCAUCUUCCGAUUUGAAUCGCCGGAAAAAUCCGCCAAACAUCCGAUCACUUCUCCGAAGAUCUCUUCUAAUCAAUCCAACGCUCCCGAUUCUCCGAGUUUCAAAUCCAUGCUUGAUCCAAUCGAGACUUCUCUCCCACUGAAUCUCUCCACCUCCUAGGGUUUAUAUAUAUUCAGGGAGAAAAUCAACUAACGCUUCGCGAUGUUUAAGAAGAUGAUGAAAAGCGGGAGCCGAAAGCCCUCUCGAAACGACGCCGGAUUCGAUCCUAACUCCACCAAUAUGGUUGUUAACCACGCGUCACGCCCUUCUCCUCUCCCUCCUCCUUCUCCAACCACCACCAAGCAACCUCCUCCCAUGAACUCAAUCGAGCCCCUCCCUUUACUCCGAGACCUCCCUCCUCCCGAGCGGCAGCCUCUCUUCCUCCGAAAACUCCAAAUCUGCUCCUUCCACUUCGACUUCACCGACUCCUCGAAAAACGCCAGAGAGAAAGAGAUCAAACGGCAAACGCUGCUCGAGCUCGUCGAUUACAUCCAAUCCGGAACCACCGCCAAGAUCAUCAGCGAGCUUUGCCAGGAAGAGAUGGUGAAAAUGAUCUCCUCAAACAUCUUCCGCUCCCUCCCAGCAUCCGCGGGCUGCUGGCCCGCGGAUGCUGAGGAGGACGAGCCUUACUUAGACCCCAACUGGCCUCACUUGCAGCUCGUUUACGAGCUGCUGAUAAGAUACGUUGUUCCUUCGGAUACCGACACGAAGAUCGCCAAACGGUUUAUCGAUCAUUCCUUCGUCUCUAACCUCCUCGAGCUUUUCGAAACCGAAGAUCCUAGAGAAAGAGAUUAUCUGAAAACCAUUCUCCAUAGGAUCUACGGGAAGUUUAUGGUUCAUAGACCUUUUAUUAGGAAAGGGAUUAACAAUAUCUUCUAUAGGUUUGUUUACGAGACGGAGAGACACAGUGGGAUUGGUGAGCUUCUGGAGAUUAUGGGGAGUAUUAUAAACGGUUUCGCCUUGCCGAUGAAGGAGGAGCAUAAGCUGUUUUUGAUCAGGGCGUUGAUACCUUUGCAUAAGCCUAAGCCGAUUGGUGUGUAUCAUCAGCAGUUGGCUUACUGUGUUGUUCAGUUUGUUGAGAAGGAUUAUCGGCUUGCGGAUACGGUGAUUAGAGGGUUGUUGAAGUUUUGGCCGGUGACGAAUUGUACUAAGGAGGUUUUGUUUCUUGGUGAGCUUGAAGAGGUUCUUGAGGCUACGCAGCCCGUUGAGUUUCAGAGGUGUAUGGUUCCUCUGUUUCAGCGGGUUGCGCGGUGUCUUAAUAGCUCUCAUUUUCAGGUUGCAGAGCGAUCUCUGUUCUUGUGGAACAGCGAGCACAUUGUGGUUCUAAUCGCUCAGAACCGAAGUGUAAUACUUCCCAUCAUAUUCGCUUCACUGGAGAAGAACACAGAGUCUCACUGGAACCUGGCGGUUCACGGUCUAAGCGAGAAUAUAAAGAGGAUGUUCAUGGAGAUGGAUCCUGAGCUGUUUGAAGAAUGCCAGCAAGAGUAUGAAGAGAAACAGUCCAAGUCGAAAGAAGUGGAAGAGCAGCGCCAGAGUAGGUGGAGGAGAUUAGAUGAAGCAGUGGAAGAGCGUGAAAGAGUAGUAGGAGAAGAGGAUCAUAUGAUCAUUUCUUAGAAAAAUACCAAAUCACUUUCUCUUGAUCUAUCUAAGCAUAUUGCAAUUAUUUAAUAUAUUUUCUUACUUAUUAUAACUUUGGCUGUCUAUAACGGUAAGUACAUUUUUGUAGUGCUAAUUCGUAUUACGUAAUAAAAUAUGAAUUUAUGUUA